Cyprinus carpio (common carp) is the source of this 1210-nucleotide messenger RNA. RefSeq lists its product as uncharacterized. Lineage: Eukaryota; Metazoa; Chordata; Actinopteri; Cypriniformes; Cyprinidae. The record is from RefSeq and is a predicted model, not a curated record.
UCAUCUGUGUUUCAGGUUGACUGAGAGUUCAGCGGGGGUUGCGGAGCAGCUGGCCUCCACCCAGCGGAUGGCAGAAGAUCUGGUCGUGGCCCAAAGUGCCGCGCUGAAAUCCCAGGAAAGCAUCCUUCGCAAUGGAGAGGAACUCAAGAGCACCCUGCAAGACUCCACUCAAGGCCUGAGAGAUGUGUUUGUGGAGAUGAGGCAUUCUGCACAGGAGCAGCAGGUGGCAUUUGCAGAAAUCUUUAACCGUGUAGCUUUCCUCCAGAGCUUUAUUAUGUCUGAAACGCACACGUUUAGUUCCCUCUUCUACAACGCCCUGGGCUUUGGCGCCUCUUUCCUUCUGACUUCUGUCCGGCGCACAGCUGGAGCGAGAUUUUUCCUUUUUGGACUUGUGGCUUUGAAUAUAUACCUCGAAAGGAUGAUCUGUAAGACGGUGUUGGAAAGCGAGGACCAUGGUUUUCAACAGAUGGAGAAAAUUGCCUUUUUAGUUGGUCUUCUAAGAAAAUCCAUGGUUCUAAUUGGCUGCCUUGUUCUGCUGUACUUUGCUCUGCGCUACCGCAAUAUCAGCCGAGAGAGUCUUGAAAUUCUGAAGGAGCUCAAAGAGACUCGCUCUGAUCUUCAGCAGGCCUUGCAAAAAGCAGAAUGUCUCUCGGCAUCUGUGGAUGAAUGGAAGAGGUCCAGACAAAAACGUUGGCAGAGCGAGUGGGAAGAGCGAGAUGACAGUUUAGUUGUUCUGCAUCCCUCUAGCGUCGUGAAUGAGGCCCUGUCCACAUUCUCUGCGUCUCCGGACACCAGACACUAUGAGACACGGCGCACCUCAGAAGCCCCGAAGAGACGUCAGCGGCACACGUCAGGCUCUCGUUCACGGACAUCUUCUGUCACGGUGUACAGUGUGCUGGUGGAUGACAAUGAGCCGAGGUAUAGCCUGAGAAGUCGGAAAUCUUUGAAUGGUCCAGAAGCUAGAGGAGUAAAGUACUGAUGCAGAAUAUCAGAAAAAGGUUUGAUUGCCAUCUAAAGAUCUGAUCCAGUGAAUAACAAAGGUUCCGGAUCAUUAGAGAGAUCUAAAACCUCAGAAAGAUGGAAGAUCACAGACAUUUUAUCCAUUUUGAAUGUAUGCUUCCAUUUUAAUCUUUAAACAUUAUAUUUGUUUUUUUUUUUGUUCUUUCAGAUGUGUUGUUUUUACAUAACCAAUAAAUAAAUUCCAGUGUAA